Odocoileus virginianus texanus is the source of this 1809-nucleotide messenger RNA. NCBI's taxonomy places the organism in Eukaryota, Metazoa, Chordata, Mammalia, Artiodactyla, Cervidae. The record is from RefSeq and is a predicted model, not a curated record.
UGCCACCCCCGGGCAGCGUCUGGGCCCUCCGCUCCCCUUCCCUCCACCUGUCCCCACACACCCACAGCCGCCGGCCUGCAGCCACCGGCCACAGGGAUCCCAGCCCAGGCGGAGGAAGCACCGAACUGAGAGACAUGGGAGUCCGAGGAGCAUUCCACCUCCUGCUCGUGUGCCUGAGCCCAGCGCUGCUGUCUGCUGUACGGAUCAACGGGGAUGGCCAGGAGAUCCUGUACCUGGCGGAAGGUGACAAUGUGAGGCUGGGCUGCCCCUACAUCCUGGACCCUGAGGACUAUGGUCCUAAUGGGCUGGACAUCGAGUGGACGCAGGUCAACUCAGACCCCUCACAUCGGGAGAAUGUGUUCCUUAGUUACCAGGACAAGAGGAUCAACCAUGGCAACCUCCCCCACCUGCAGCAGAGGGUCCGCUUUGCAGCCUCAGACCCCAGCCAGUACGACGCCUCGAUCACCCUUUCGAACCUGCAAGUCUCCGACACAGCCACCUAUGAGUGCCGGGUGAAGAAGACCACCAUGGCCACCAGAAGGGUCAUCAUCACUGUCCAAGCACGGCCUGCGGUGCCCUUGUGCUGGUCUGAGGGCCACUUUACACAUGGCAAUGAUGUGGUGCUGAAGUGCUUUGCCAAUGGGGGCAGCCCACCUCUCACCUACAAGUGGGCCAAGAUCAGCGGGCAUACUCACCCCUACCGUGCCGGGUCCUACCAUUCUCAACACAGCUUCCACUCUGAGCUCUCCUACCAGGAGUCCUUCCACAGCUCCAUCAGUCAAGGCCUGAACAACGGUGACCUAGUGUUGAAGGACAUCUCCUACAAGGAUGAUGGGCUGUAUCAGUGCACAGUGGCCAACCACGUGGGCUACAGCGUGUGUGUGGUGGAGGUGAAGGUCUCAGACACCCGGCGCAUAGGAAUCAUCAUCGGCGCAGUGCUGGGCUCUUUGCUCGCGCUGGGCUGCCUCUUGGUGGGCAUCUGGGGGCUCAUCUGCUGCUGCUGCGGGGGCGCCGGGGUCGGCGGCGGCUCCCGCGGUCCCUUCGGCUACGGCGGCGGGGUCGGCGGCGGGGUCGGCGGAGGGGCCUGCGGCGACUUGUCUAAUGAGAUCAGAGAGGACGCCGUGGCGCCCGGGUGCAAGGCCAGCGGGCGCGGCAGCCGCGUCACCCACCUCCUGGGGUACCCGACGCAGAACGUCAGCCGCUCCCUGCGCCGCAAGUACGCGCCUCCGCCCUGCGGCGGCCCGGAGGGCGUGGCCCUGGCGCCCCGCCCCGCCCCCGCGGCCGCCGCCUGCGAAGCGGGCCCGUCCCCGGUCUACGUCCAGGUCAAGAGCGCCGAGCCCGCCAGCAGCGCCGCCGAGGGGCCGCUGCAGAGCAAGGACGGCCUCCUGGUGUGAGCGCGCGGCGCUGGGCUGCGCCCCGGCUGGGAGGGGGGCGCGGGGCUCUCUGCUCGCAGCUGGGGACGCGCUCGGGCCGGCGCCGACCUCGGCUGCUCCGGGCCGCGCGGCGGCUGGGGGCUGAGGACGUUUCCCUCGGGAACUGAGUCGAGCGGCUGAGCCUCCUCCUCUAAACGUGGGAGAGGGCGGGAGAAGGCAGAGAAAGGCCAUCCGGGGCCUCUCCUCAUCCUCGGAGCCCCAGGCUCGUGGAGACGGAGAGAGGAGGAAGUGCCCGAGAGCGCACGAGGCCGGAGGCCGGUGUCCCCAGCCAAGGCAGAGAGCGCCGGGGGCUGGGUGGGUGGGGAUCUGGACUGAAUUGUGAGUGUGAGAUCUGAGCUCCGAGGCGGCAGUGUUAGCACAAUAAAGAAAAUGUAAG